GCCGCCGGCAUCGGCGUCCAGUGCCGCGUCAGCAUCAUCCAGGAAGCCGUCCACAGGCGCCGGGCAACGGAUUUGGCAACGUGGUCAGUGACGUGAGGAUAGAAUUUUUCGUUGUUCGAGUAUUGUUUUGGUUUUAGGCUGUUUUUUCGACCUGAAGGGACUAAUUGAAAAUGUGACAUACGAGGAGACUGUCAUCUAUCUUCAAAGUCCAUUCUGUUUACUAUGCACAGUACAGAAAAUGGUUCAGAAUCCAGAGUGGAUCAUCCCGGAGUGACGGUCAGAGCGGCAGGUCUCACUGUUUCCGGGCCUUCCCCGGUCCCGGUUUCCACAGCGACCAACGGCGCAUGCUCCGGCAGUGCUGCGCCGGCCAAAGACUGCGCAUCGUGCGGCAAGCGCAUCACCGAGCGCUUCCUGCUCAAGGCCAUCGACCUAUUCUGGCACGAGGACUGUCUCAAGUGCGGUUGUUGCGACUGUAGAUUAGGGGAAGUGGGUUCUACGCUCUACACCAAAGCCAAUCUCAUACUGUGCAAAAGAGACUACCUCAGGUUAUUUGGAACAACUGGAUAUUGCGCAGCGUGUAACAAAGUGAUUCCAGCCUUCGAAAUGGUAAUGCGCGCGAAAAACAACGUGUAUCACUUGGAGUGUUUUGCGUGUCAACAGUGCAAUCAUAGGUUCUGCGUUGGUGAUAGAUUCUACCUUUGCGAGAACAAAAUCCUUUGCGAGUACGACUACGAGGAAAGACUGGUUUUCGCCAAUAUGGCGUACAAUCCUAGCAGUUUAGCGCACAUACGAAGACAAGUUAGCAAUUUACAGGGGGCGGCUAUAGACCGCCCUUUUUGCUGUUCCUCGCUAAGUUCCGGUUCCUGUUGCAGCGAGAAGACUUUGGGAGGGCGACAGCAGCCGCCCACUAGCAGCCUACCAUUAUCAGACACAAGCAGCGGAUAUGGUAGUCCAGAUUCUACAACUUUAGACCUUCCCAACUGAGCUACAAGCCGAGGAUGACAGAUUCUGUUGAAGAAAUCGUCUGAAUAUUUGCCAGAGCCUCCCGUUGACAUGACCAAAAACUGCAAAAAUAAAUAAAAAAAUGUCCAAUAAAAAAUAUAUAGUUCUUCUCACGGAACUAUUUCUUAUGUAUGUAACAUUUGACAGGUUCAAACAGAAAAUAUUGUAUGAUUGAAAAAAAGUCGUCAGCGAUGGCUAUGAAAUGAAGAUCGCUGUCAUUUGGCAUGUGAAAUUAUAUGGGGAAUGUCAUCGAUUGUCAUUUCUAAGCCAACUGGACUUAAAUUUGUUUAAAAGUAUUACUAAUUUUGAUUGCUUUGACAGAUACUGUGAUUCGUCAUAUUGGAAAAAUUUAUUGGAACAAUGGCAUUUUUAUCAUCGUUCUGGACUUAUUAAUUUAUCUGAAUAAAAAUAUUUUUUUUUUAAAGUUUGUAUCAAGAUUUUAAAAUCUUUCCUACGUAUAGAUACAUUAGAAAUGUAUCGCACUGUAUAUAUUAAAUACUCUGUAAUAUAUAAAGAUAAACCGAAAAUUUCUUUU
Sitophilus oryzae (rice weevil) is the source of this 1537-nucleotide messenger RNA. RefSeq names its product LIM domain only protein 3-like. The coding region runs from base 223 to 984 and encodes 253 amino acids. The record is from RefSeq and is a predicted model, not a curated record. Gene Ontology annotation, molecular function: transcription coactivator activity; DNA-binding transcription factor binding. The transcript is spliced from 6 exons. Gene Ontology annotation, biological process: positive regulation of transcription by RNA polymerase II. NCBI's taxonomy places the organism in Eukaryota, Metazoa, Arthropoda, Insecta, Coleoptera, Curculionidae. Gene Ontology annotation, cellular component: nucleus.